AAAGAGCCAAAAAUUAUAAUUUCGUAUAAUUCAUAAAAAUGUCAUUUGCACUCGAUCACGAUAAUUAUUAUUAUUAUUAUCGACGUCAUCCCUGUCGGGCGCGUCGUGUCCAUCGUAGUCGUUCUCGUCGUCGCCAAAUUUCGAGCCGUCGUUUACGCGACUCGCACGAUCGAUGAUAAUCGUAUUAACCGACAACUCUGUAUAUGUGAAAUCCACUACUAGCUACAAUACCUGCAACAGCAGCAGCCGCCUCAUGCACACAUGCGGUGCGCGGCUGUUGUGCUGCGUUAUAUAUGUCUAUAUAGAGCGAGAGAGAGGCAGAGAUUGAGAAUCGAUUUGACCGGGGACGAGAGGAGCGAGUGAGAGAGAGAGAGAGAGAGAGAGAGAGAGCUUUAACUCUUGCCGAGAGAGCAGCACGCGCGGGCGUGAUAUGUGUGCGUGCGGCCCUAUAUACACGCUCGUGCUGUACUACAUACAUAUAUAAACGUAGGGUCGGGCUGCAAAAUCUGGCACAAGCCAUCGCCCCGUUCUCUCGACGCGCCGCGCUUUGCUCUUCUCUCGUGGCACGGGAGAGCUUUUUUUUUCACCUUCACUCCUCCUCUUUUUUUCUUUCUUUUUUUUUUUUGACUCUUAAAACUUUUUUUUUUGCCGCCACCGCCGUGCGCGCGAUGUAUCUCUUUUCUUCCGUGUUAUGGUUUUUUUUCUCUCUCUCCUCUGAUUCGAGAUUCGACUAUACGCGAGAAUGGUAUAUACAUAUGAAUGAUUUAUGCAUGACAGGGGCUGCGGGUUUUGCUUGUGUUCUUUUUUUUGGCUUCUAAUCGCAGUGGCAGCAGCAGCCGCGGCGACGGCAACUCGCGCUCGCAUGUGUGUGUGUGUGUCUUUGUACGUAUGUGUGCAAUGAGUUUUUGCCCCAUGCACUCAGCAGCGGUAUAACAGCAGCACACCAGCAGCUAGCUAGCUGAUCGCGUGGUUCAAAAACAGCGGAGCGCGCCGAACUCGAGCGAGCGAGCGAGUCGUGCGCCGAGCUAAAGCUUGUCAUGCGAAGCGAGCCAAAGAGCAAUCGAUAUACUACUCGGAUUAUUAUUUUUUUUUCUUCUUCUCUCUCCAUGUAUGUGUAUAUGUGUUGAAUUACACGCUGAAAAGUACGUAGAUUAAACUUUUGCACUCGUCAAAUUCGCGAGCCGUGGUGGUGGAAAUUCUCGCAGCACGCGCGCGACGUAUCAGUUGCGCAAAAUGCAUGUGUAUAUGAAAAUGCUUGUGCCGAGCUGAAUUGGGUGCAGCUUUUUUAAAUUAAUCUUUUUACCUCGAACGCGAUUCAAAUUUUUGGAAAAGCUCUGAUACUCGUGCAUGCGAGAAUUUCCGUUACUAGCUGCUCGAUAGAUAUUAUCCCUUAGACCCUGUUUUUUUUCAUACUAACAUUGCAUCCUGCAUCCCAAAUGAUGUAUAAAUUUACCUUGGCCUCAAGAUCGUAUAAAACAUUAUCACUCAUGGUACGUGACGGGCUUUCAUAAUGAAAGACGCGAAUAAGAGAAAUUCGGAGUCGCGACAAAUCUUGUGACACGCCUCUUGAGGUCAAAAGUGAGGCAAAAAGCAAAAGCCCACAUUAUAAUUAGAUUUAUGAAACCACCCCCGCCAGCAUGUCUUUCAAUAACAAUUAAUAAUAUUACGCUCAACUUUUUGAUAUGAAAUCUACAUAUUAGAUACUGUAGCAGUAUAUACGAAAUUUGGAUCCUUCUGUACAUAGCGAAAGAGCGAAAAUAGUGCAGACACGUAAUUACGGGAGGAAAAACAGAGAGAGACAGAGAGAGAGAGAAGUAGAGACUCUUCAAGUCCCUCGUCGGAAAUAAAUGUCGACAAACACAAGUCAAGGAAAGAAGAGUAAGCUUUAAAAAGUUGAAUGUAUCCACGUCCGCGUUCGCCUAGCUCUCGCGCGCGCGUAUAUGGGCUAGCGUUUAUAUAUACACAGAGAGCAAUGAAUGUGUAAUAGUUUUGUUGACGCAAGCACUCAACAAGUUUAAAUGACGAGAGAGAGAGAGAGAGAGAGAAAGGGCAAGGUUUUCUUUCUCUCUCGAACUCUUCGCGCGCUCGCCAAACUAAAAGUCCAUCACGAGGCUGUUACAGUCGUUCUUCUUACCUGAUUCCUUCGGCCGCGCUUGCCCGAGCUAAUUCUUCGAGGAUUUGGGAAUUAAUUCCCCGUCAAACUAUACCUACCUACUACUACUCUCUGCGCGAGGUCUUAUCUAUCUGUCUCCCCUGAAAAUUUUCCCUAACGUACGUGUCUGCACUGAAAUAACUCAAUGAGUUAUGAGGUGAGCUUACUCGGCUGGAAAAUAUACGUAUACGCGGUUGGUUGAAAAAAAAGGAGGAAAAGAGAGGAAGAUUCACUAUAUAUAACUCGCGUCUAUUAUCUCUCACUGAUUCGCGGGGGCUAUGGAGCGCUCAUUUAUUCAACGCGUCAUUCUUUUGGGCGGGACGCUGAAUCAGUCAUCGUCGCAGCAGCAGCAGCAGCAGCAACGACGGCUGCUGCUGAGACUCCGCGGCAAGCUGAAAAUUCAAUUCAACGAGAACUCGUGGCUCUUUUUACUCGUCGUCGGUAUACCGUGCUGCUGGAGAGGCUAUAGGGCACAAAAUUCGUAGCCUUGCUCGCACACACACACACCUACAUACGUACAGCACGUGGGGCUAAUAUAACGCGAGCGCGCGCGAGCUGCAUCGAGUUUACCUAUAUAUACGUAGCCCGAGCUUAAACUCUCUACUGAGAGAGAGUGAGAGAGAUAAUGCGGUUACCGCUGUGUGUGCGAGUGUAGAGCAAAUGAAACUUUUCAUCGGAUUUUCGCGUAGAGAAGGAGUUGCAGGGCGCUUAGAGCUUCGACAGAGAGGGGGCAGGAGAGAGAGCAAGAGAGAUAGAGAGCCCAAGUAACAGCUCUCGGGGCUCGACGAGGUCUCUCUCUCUCUCGCGCGCGCGUGCGGCAGCAGCAGCAGCAUCCCGAGUAUACACGUGUAUAAACUGCCAACGCCGAAUAAGAACAUUAUCCAAAUGAUCAACUUCGUUUUGUGUAUAUUUACAUAUAUUUGCAGCAGCAACGAGUGAGCGAGCGGGGCGCAACGCGCGUUUUGCAACAGAAAGACAGAGAGAGAGAGAGAGCUUGCAAGCACGACUCGGUGUGCUUUUCGAGUACUCGGGUCGUGGCAAAUUCGGUUCUUGCUUGUACCGUACUGUACCGCGCGCAAAACCGGAAAACAUUGAUUUCCCAGCCGAGUUGUAAGUACACACACACAUUUUGGUAAAAGGUAAAGCAGUAUAUACAGGAGAGCAGAAAAAGCAUAAAUUUUGCAUGCACGUUAGAGAACGAGUGUGUGUGCGUGUCUGUGUGUACGUGAAUAUGACUGGAAUACAGUCGAAUCUCGAAAAAAAAUUGAAAAAAAAAAAACCUGACCAAAUUCUUACCACUCUAUUUUUGCAGCCCUCCCGCGCGAAUCGCGUAUUCUCGGGGUUUAGAUCAAUUAGUACAGCGCGUUUAUGGGUGUACGAGCUUGGGAUACGCUGCACCGUACGCGGCAUACAAAAACAGAAAUAUACUAUGAUAUUCAUAACACGCAUACGUCUCUCUCUCGUGUGCCGCCGCCACCGACGCCGCCGCCGGUGCAUGUGCAGUAGUAACUCAUUUGGGCAAGCGGGUCGCGCGUGGGCCGUAGUAUUAUAGUAGCAGUUGUGUGGACGCGCGGGACGAUGACGAUGCGACGCACACGCCCCGCGCACAAUUAAACAACAACAAUUACAUUAACGACAACGAAGUCAUGUAUAGGCUGUGAUAUGUACAUAUUCAUGCGUUUAUGAUAUAGCAUCUCUAUAUAUAUUAUAUAAAUAUAAUACUCUGCACGAGAUGCAGUUAUACGGGGGAAAAGUUUCGGCGGAACAACGAAUUUGUUAAUUGCUCGUGUUUAAUUUGUGUGAGCUUGCGCGCGCGUAUAUAUUUGUAUGUGUAUGCGUACGUUUCGAUAUGUAUGAGCUUGUGUAUGAGCGCGAGUUGUUGCGAUUACAACAACGUGUACUGUACUGUAUUUCGUUCAAUUAUGUAUCGUGUAGUAGUCGCGUUAUUAUUAUACAUACGUGUUUGUGAAACGAGCUUACUACAUUCUUUAAUAAGUACUUGCGGUCGAUCUAUGACAAUUACAUAUUGUUGUGUAUACUUUUAAAAAAAGGGGAAUUAGCGUACUCUACUAUAUAGCGCGAACGGAAUUUUUAUGUAUAUUUCUUGAUACUACAUAACGUUCUACAAAAUUGUGUGUGUGUAUAAAUAUGCGAGGAGAGAGAAACGGCCCCACAAUCCGUGAAUCCUCCCUCUGUGCGUUCGAACGAGGCAUAAUACGUAUAUUUUUCUGAGAAAACAAUGAAGAUAAUCGGUAAAAUACGUCCAUGUAGUGAAGUAAAACAAAAAAAAAAAAUAAAUAAAAAUAAAUAAACAGAAAAAAUAGCAGCUAGAAACAUGGGUCCAAUGAUCGCGCGAUGUAGCUUGUGCGCAGCAGCUCAAUACGGAGAGAAAGCUUCGCGCGCGUAAGAGAGUAAAAAAGGCUUAAAAAAAGAAAAAAAAAGAAAAGAAAAAAGGGCACUCAGCAGAGACACUUAAAAGCACGAAAGCAUCCAACGACAUUUCGAAGAUGGCUCAUGCACGUUUUCAUCGCGCGCGCAUGUGUGUGUGCGCGUGCGCCCGUGUAUGUGCGAGUUUGUGUUUGUGUGUGUAUGUCGCCCAUCCAAUGUGUCGUCACUGAAGAUAUCUAUGCAUCCAGCGCACCCUGCAGCAGCCGAAGCAGAGUGUUGGGCGCUGAACUGCGAAUUUUUCCCUUUUCCCUCUGCUACCGACUUAAUCCGUAUGAAAAAUGCACGACAAAUCAUUCGUAUUUUCUUAUACUUAAAUAGUAAUCCGUGGCUAAAAGCGUAUGGGACCAAUAAUCGUUCAAUUAACGUCUAAAUAUAUUCUUGAGAAAAAAAAUGAAAAAAAACGUUGAAAAAAAAAAAAUAAAACUGUGCAUAAUCGUAAAUGCUACUGUAAAAGCUCGGGAAACCCGGAGAGAGAAAGAGACUCUGUACACACACAUAUCGAUCGUCUCCACCAUAUAAGCGAGGGGGUAAAAACUCUCCUCGCAGUGCAGCAACGGCAGCGACGUGUGUGCGACGGACAGGGUGAAACAAGGUCGAGGAGUCGUCGUCGCAUGCAUGUGCACUUUUGCCUCUAACCCUCGUCUCGUCGUCGUGUGUUGUGCGAGCGAUCUGCGUAUGGCGCGCGCGCGUCCGCGAUCGCGUGAGCGUAAGCUGCAAAGCGAAAAAUAAAUAAGCUGGAAAAAUAAAAAUUAUUAUUUUUUCGCGGGCACGAAAGAGCGACGACGGGAUGCCGCGUUUUGCGACUCGAAAAUAAUUGCAUCAUUUGAAGAUUUGACAAAUCGAAACGACGACGACGAUGCCACCUGCUGUGAAGCUCGAUAUAUUUUUUUUAUGGGCCACUGCACGUGCUCGUCGCAUUCCCUUUUGGUGGACCAAGGGUCGGGAUUGGAGAUAAACAAGAUGGACCAGCAGUAUUGCCUCCGCUGGAACAAUCAUCCAGCUAACUUAACUGAUGUACUGAGCUCGCUACUGGCUAGGGAAGCACUUUGCGAUGUCACUUUGGCCUGUGUCGGAGAAACCUUCAAAGCUCACCAAACAAUUUUGUCAGCAUGCAGCCCUUAUUUCGAAAAUAUCUUCCUAUCAAACAUUCAUCCACAUCCAAUAAUCUUCCUCAAGGAUGUCAAUGACACAGAAAUGAGGGCACUCUUGCACUUUAUGUACAAGGGUGAAGUCAAUGUCAGUCAAAAUUUGCUACCCAUGUUUCUCAAAACAGCUGAAGCAUUGCAAAUUAGAGGUCUCACUGACAAUGGUGUACAAAACAAGAGCGAUGGCAAAAGCCCAAGCCCUGAACCUGAAACACAACCUCCUCAAAGGCCCACAGACUCUCCGCAUAGCCAUAGUACAAAUGAAAAGCGAAAACGAAGAACAUCUGGAAAUUAUGACCCAAUGCUAAUACCUGGAGACAGAUUCCAUUCAGAUUCUCAGGCAUCUUCUCAAGGUAGCUACAAAUCAAGUCCUACAGUUCCAAAGACAAACAACACAUUGGCAGGAGAUUUAGAUGAUAGUGCACGUUCAACUUCUCCAGCAACACACAAUCAAGGUUCCAUAAAACAGGAAAUUGAACAUCAAAUAUCUGAUUUCCAUGAAAGCUUGCCGCUACCUACCCACCCAGUCAGUUUAUUAAACGAAGAUAGUGGUCCUGCACCUCCACAGCUCAACGACAGCAACGCAAGUCUGGAAGCGCCCGAACAUCACAAUCCUCGAGAAAUCAUUGACGGACUUGAUGUGACGAGGCACCUUGAAAGAAUCUACGAUCCCUCUCCCCGUGAUAGUGCUUGUUCUAAAGCCUGGCACAUGCGGCUGACCUUUGACAAGGUGCCAGGCAGCUGCAACCUACACAGGUGCAAGAUUUGCGGCAAACACGUGACGCACAUCAGGAACCACUACCACGUCCACUACCCCGGCAGGUUUGAGUGUCCUCUCUGUCGUGCCACUUACACGCGCAGCGACAAUCUUCGCACGCACUUUAAAUUCAAACAUAGCGCAGAGAGCGAAAAAAACGCCGACACGAAAGACCACGCGAACGCUCAGUUGCAACUCGCCGCGACGGCGCAUAACGACACCAUGAACACGCUCUCCUAAGGCCGUCUUCUUCUCCGUGACCGACGCCGUCGCCGACGACGCCUCAUGCUACUACAACAACAACAACAACAACAACAAAAACACAACAACAAUCAUGGUAGUAGUAGUGCUCCUCUGAGCGUUAACGUCGCGGCGGCGCUAGGCGGUGCUGAUCAUCGUCGUCGUGCAACGUCGUCGUCGCUGCUAGUAGGCGCGUCGUCGUCGUCGUUGUCGUCGCCCUCCUCGCCGUCAUUGCCGUUGUUGCCGCUUCCUCCGCCGCCACCCUCGUCGUCGUCGUCGCCGUCGUCGCCUUCGUCGUCUUCUUCGUCGAGCUGCUACAACUAUCAUAACUACUACUACUAUUAUUAUUACUACCAUCAGUACUUCGGUGCGUGAGGAAAUAACAUAACAAUUAUCCGAAAGAAAAAUAGAGAAUGAUUAAAAGAAAAAAAAAAGAAAGAAAGAACCUUGUGCGAUUGACGAGAGUGAAAUACCAAGUAUGGACGAAUGCGUGCGCGAUGAUUACUCAAUGGUGCUCGAUUCUCCAAGAUAGAGAUCGAGAACGAUAUUAAUAGUUUUUUUUCUUAACAUAAGAAGACUAUUCAGGGGGCUCAUCAUUGAAUUUUAAUCGUGAUCUAUUGAAGAUUUAUUUUGUUUGUUUUUUAAUGAUAUUAUUUUAUAUAUCUUGCACACGCGCGCACACAUGCAGCAAUCAUGAUAUUUUCGAGCCCAACGGCUCGUUGCAAACAACCAAAUCACCAAACAGAUUCUCAAAUCGUUGUUGGGCUCAGUCUCUCUCUUUCUCUCUUUCUCGACUUUGUCGAUUGGGACACGCUGGUCCCGAGUACACAAUGUGAUAUUUGAUUUAUUGUAUAUUGUAUAGAAUGUAUUGUAUAUUGAAUAUUGAUAUGCGUGAUGUGCCUAUUUAAGCGUAUGUCAAUCGAGACAUCAAUAUUUGAAGCGUGACCUAUACGAGCGAAAUAUCGAGCACUGUUGGUCUUCAUCGGGUCUCCUCCUGGCCGAGCUAGUAGUCAGAGUCCGAUUCGUCCUUCUUUAGGCGGCAAGUCUGCAAGUUCCGCGCCAAAGGCGAAAGCUUUUAAGAACGUGUACGCGCGAAAAGCUGCGCUUAGUUAGGAAUUUUUCUUUCAUUACUUGGUAUUUCUUUCCAACUGCGUUGAUUCCUGUUGUCCCAAGCGGAGAAGGAGUGAUUGUUUGUUUUUCGAGUAAGAUGAAAAUGUUUUUAGAAUAGCAAUAGUGGAAAAGCGAACCGUAUAAAUAAGGAUGCAUUUAAUUGUUGUAUUUGGAUUGAUUAUAUAGUUUUUGUUAUUGCUGUAAAGCCGGUUCGCGAAGCGCUGUUGCCAAAAUAAAAAGUAGCAGCGAUUAUCAAUCGAUUGAUCGCUGCUAUUUUUCUUAAUUAUACACACUUAGGUAGAUAGAGUUUUGUCAAUUUUUUUUGAGCUUUUGUGAUCUAGGUAGUAGUAGGAGAAAAAAAAUGCGAGAGUCAAAAUCUCGAUGAAAAUCUAAUCGAGGAAAAUAAUUUUCUCUUCUUUCAUUUUGACGCGAACAUUAAAUAUGUAGCCUUCGGCGAAGACGAUAAGAGACGUAAGUAAGAAGCGGAGAACGCAAUAUAUCGGGAGCAAACUUGGUGCCAAUUCCUCUCGGUUGCACUUCUAAGUUAGAAACUUAAAUAUAUUUACUGGGGAUUUGAAAGUGAAUAAGUUGUCAGAUUUUUAUAUAUAAAAAAAAAGAAUUAAUUACUAAUAUAAAUCGUUAUGUGAAGAAAUCAGAAAAAAGCGAAGUAAUAUAUUAAUUAUUUAUAUUAAUGUUCUUAACAGUAGGUUAACAUUCAUUUUCUCGUGCAAAUACACAAGUUGAGCUGAGUACAUUUUGUUUUUGCUAAAACUCAAAUCUAAACUUUAUAUUACAUAGUCGCUGUGGUUAUUGGCUUUCGGUAUCGUAACAUACAAAUAAAAUAACUUUUUGCAGUUAAUUUUCAUUUGUUUGUACUUCUGAUACUUUGAAAAACUGCCACAAAAUUAAUCAAUUGAGAUAUAAUCUGCUCAAAUAGAUUUCAGCUUGAAAGGAAAUUUCAGAUUAUGACAAAUUCGCACAAGUUUGGAAAUUUGUAAAUAUUUUCAUUUAAAAAUGAUAGAAAAAGAUGACAUAUGAUUAUGAAUAAAUUAAUAAGAGUUAGCAAAUGAAAGUUGAAACAAUCACGGGUGUUAUUCGCCUAGCAACGAAUUUUAAAACUACGCUUUGUUACUUUUUUUGUAUUUGCGUAUGUUUUUUUAGAUGAUUCAUCUUUCAGACAUUUGAAUUAUUAGUAAUUUAAACUAUAAUUUGAAAGUUGUCAGUAAAAAAACAUUGAUGCAGUUUUUUAUAUAAAAAAACGAUAAUAGUAAUGAAAUAACCGCUUAGAUUCUUACGUUAAAUAUUAUGGAUAAAACAUUAUGUUGACUGCACACCGCAAAUAAUAGUGGAAAUGAAGAAUAAUAACAUUCCACGACCGGGGACUUAAAUGUGCGUAUAUAGAAGAACACCGUUAAUAUACAAAUGGUUUCCGUUCUAAUUGUCUAUUGGAAGAUGACUUAUAGUAAUAUAUUUUAUACACCAUGUAAUCAGAAGCUAUUUAAAGAAAAAUAACUUAUUAUUGGUUGGCGAUAGAGUUAUUUUAUCGACAGAAUAUCAUUUUAUCUAAGGGGAGGUUAAACUUUAUAGUCACAACAUGUCGUUGCACGUUGAUUUUUAUAAUUAUUAAUAUUUUGUUCAACUUCCAUCGGUUAAGGUGCAAUCCGUUGUUUUUGUUUAUAUAUUUUUUCUUAAAGAUUAAUUUAUUGAAUAUUAUAUAUUACAUUUAAAAGACAAAAUAAUAGUCACACACAUACAUAAUUUACACUUACAUUAUUACACGAAGAAAAGCAUCAUCAAAGCUUUUUUUGUUAUUGUAGAUGAUAAAAAGCGCGAUUAAUGUAUAUGUUCGUGGUUGUUAUAGGUCGUCAGUGCGGGUACCGAAUUCUUAAAAAGUUGACGAAAAAAAUUGAAUUUUCUAAAGAGGGAAUAAAUCAUGUUAACGUGCAGCAUCUUCAAAAGUAGAUUCAUUGAAAAAAAAAUUAUUUUGUCAUUGUUUUAUAUUCUUGAUCCAAAAGAUUUAGUACAUUUGAAGUUAAAUGUAUUCGAAAAAACCCACUUCUCUCUGCACACUUUUUAAAUAUCACCUAUCCAAAAAAAAGUAUGCUAAUCAACUAAAGCGUAAUAGUACAUGUAGGAGUAUCGAAAGAAAUUGUGGAUAUAAAUUAAUUAAUUACUAAUGCUAAAUAAUUGACAGAACAGAUUUUAUUGAAAUAUUUAUUGCGCAGAUUCUUAUUCGCUAAUCCCUUUAUAUACAAUAUAUAUUACAAAUUGGAUUUAUUUUAUUUUAUGUUACCGUUUUAAUGAUUUUAUAUAAACUGUUGUUACUGGUUGACGAGAAUAUAAAAUGAUAAAAAAAAGGAUUUAUAUUAAUAAUAAUUAUAAUUACUCAUAGACAACAGCUAAACCCAUCUAUAUUGCUUUUUUGUGCUUACACUUAGAUAAACACUUAUAUUUCUUUACUUUUGCAUAAAUUCUAAAUUAUAUUGUAUUUUUUAUCAUUGUAAAUAAUUCUAAGUAAAGUAAGCGCAAAAAUAAUCAGGCAAUGUCGAUAUUUUUUGCAAUAUUAAUGAAUUACAUUAAAGAAUAAUGAAAAAGAGUAAUAAUUUACCGUUACGCACCACAUGAAAGGCCUAUGAUCUUGACGCGACUUAGGAUAUGCAGAAAGUCAUACUGCACUUUUUGUAGUAUCCAUUAAAUUUUUUGUGCAAUGUUGAUUAAUUUACGUAAAUGUAUAGCUUUAAUAUUUCGUUAUUUCUUUUGCCGACAAUAAAAAAUAAUUGACUAAUUGAAUAUGAACCGCAAGUCAAUAUCAACGCUCAUUGCUCCCUUAUCAGCAAUACAAAGGAAUGUAUAGUACGGCCGUGUG
Trichogramma pretiosum is the source of this 10718-nucleotide messenger RNA. Its product is annotated as longitudinals lacking protein, isoforms H/M/V-like. NCBI's taxonomy places the organism in Eukaryota, Metazoa, Arthropoda, Insecta, Hymenoptera, Trichogrammatidae. The transcript has 6 exons. The record is from RefSeq and is a predicted model, not a curated record. Gene Ontology annotation, molecular function: protein binding. Gene Ontology annotation, biological process: regulation of transcription by RNA polymerase II. Bases 5492 to 6742 code for a protein of 416 amino acids. Gene Ontology annotation, cellular component: nucleus.